Molecule: messenger RNA, 1653 nt
Organism: Ambispora leptoticha
Lineage: Eukaryota; Fungi; Glomeromycota; Glomeromycetes; Archaeosporales; Ambisporaceae
Source: the annotation of a GenBank genome assembly
AUGACACUUACUAUUGAUAUGGCUACGAAAACAGCUACCCCAAAGACCCAAAAACCUAAAGUUAAUAACUUUGUAUUGGUCUUAGAGCAGUUCCUAGAAAAGCAUAAUUUGACGGCCGACUCUACUCCAAAACAAUUAAGCGAACAUGCUCCCAAACUUGAUGCUCUACUUCCCGAUUGGAUGGCCCGCAGGUGUGUUAAAGUCGCUCUUGCCAGAGGCACUGGUAACAGACGCUCAUUUAGUGGAGAGCAGGUAGAGGCUCUCUUACCGGAUAAGAGAAAGAGAAAACUCACUAUAGAGGAAAGGGCAAAAUAUUGCGCUAAAAUUGGUGAUGUUAUGGAUAUUUUCGCCCAUCAUUUAGAUUUAGGCCCAAAGAAUGAUUAUGAAAAUGAAAUAGUCGCCAGCGGUUCACACCAAUCACAAUUCCGUGUGAAGUUAGCAGAAGCUGGGGUAAGUCCUAAAAUUAUUAAUACCUAUGCCAAAGAUCCAAAACUUAUUCAAGAGUCAAAUAAAAUUCAGAAAAAGCAAACUAUGAAACGAAUGGCUAAUCCGGAUAGAAUUCCCACACAUUUCUCCUUAGCAAAUGUGAAUAAAAGGAUUCAGAACAUGGAUGUUUCCAAAAUUCCUACUAGAGAGGAUCUCGUGGACAUAAUUGUAAUGUUGAGUAUGAGACCUGCAGAAGUAAGAUCUCUUCGAAUUAAUCACUAUGAACUGGAUCAUUCAAACAUUCCAGCAUGGUACAAAGAUGGCUAUUCUUGGUAUUGCACAGAUGCAAUUAAGGCUAAAAAGUUAUCUGACCCUGUCUUUACUGGAAAAGGAACACGUAAUGCUUGGCCAUUUAACGAGUUCUUAAAACAAGAACCUUAUAGAACCAUACCUAAAAAAUUAAGAGAUUAUGGAAGUAAACACGCUUCCAGAAUCCAUGGUGGUAAGAAACCAACACCCCAACAUCUUAAACUGCUUUCGAGAAUCGCAAUGAGGCAAGAAUCAGACCGCUUUGAUGCGGGUGAUAAUUACGCUAUAGGUGAUACAGAAUCAGAAGAUGAUAUGUUUAUAAGAGAUACUAUUAAUUGGGUAGAUCGGUCAUCCCCUCCAAGCUCUCCAGUUUUAGAACCUGAAAAAGAUAAAGUACCAGCUCCCACACAAGAACAAAAUAACGCUUCCGCAACCCAGGACAAAAUAUCUGUUACUAAUUUUAAAAACCUCGCAUUUAAUAUUCUAAAAUAUUUCGAUGAUCCUAUUGUUAAAAAUGAAAAAUUCCCAGAACUAGAUAAAUGCGUAUUAUGUAAUAAAGAAAUUUUUUCAAGUCCUAUUAAGUCAUUCACAACACUAGCUUGCGGUCACGUAUUUCAUAGAAUUUGCAUCGAUAAAGAAAUUUUACUUACCAAAGAAAACGUAUGUCCUGUUAAAAACUGCAAAAAAAGUAUUGAAAUUCUUGAUCAGUUUUCUAGACGGGAUUCAGAAUCAAGCACGGCAUCAAUUGUUAGAAGAAUGGAAAAAUAUAAUAUUCGAAGUCCUCAAGAAAUUCACAGUGGCAUAUCUUUAGAGGGUGGAAGCACGGAUGUAAGGUCUGUGACGAAUGCAAUCACCAUUCACACCUAUAUUGUAAGACCUGCAAAAAAGUGGCAGAUGGAAUAUAUAAGUGAUGUGAAU